AUGAUAUCAGAAGACAGCGGCCAUUCAAGCCCACGGACAUCCAAGACACCGCUCUCCUCAUCUGUCAGCCUACCGGUCGGUGCAUCGAAGAGACGAUUUUCCAAGGUCGGGAGAAAACAGAGCAAUGGGUCGGUUCAAUCUAGCUCUUCCAGUGACAAGUCUGCAGAGAGUGUGGGCAUUAGGCAACCUGCCAAGAGCAAGAUCCGUUGGCACAAUCACCGUCUGUCAGCUGUCUUCAGCCGGAGUCUGCCAGGAGGCACCAGGGAAAUGGCUUGCACAGGAGACCAGCAAGCGGUGACAGAGGACCCAUCGGAGUUGUCCAAUCACAUCACAGCACCAGGUAUACUGAAGAUUUUUGGCAGUGAGAUCUGCGAAGGAGCCAACUACAAGAGUGUGCUGGCCACCACCCUCUCUAGUGCCAAGGAGUUGGUCAAAGAGGCGCUUGAGAGGUACAGUUUGAACAAAGCGGAGGCAGAUGCCUUUGUUCUGUGUGAUGUGAUAGGAUGCUUUAAGGACCACCAGUGGAGGACUGAGUGUUUUCGUGUAGUGGGUGACAACGAGAAACCUCUUCUGCUUCAGUCGCUAUGGAAACCUAAAGAAGGCUAUGCCCGGCGAUUUGAGAUUCAGCGACGAACCAGCGUUGAAGAAAAGAGUUCCAAAGACAAGGACACGGUGACAGCCGGCAUCAAUGCUCAGGCGCGUAAGUUGCAGAAGAUUCGCUCUCGAGGGAGGUCGGUUCUCUUGGACAGGAGAGACUACGGUGACAUGAUGGACUGUGGGAUGGCUUUGUGGAGAAGCCUCAGCGAGAUGAAUCUCGUGGCCGAGGGCCAAGGCCCUCGCGGGUCGGGCUGCGGUGAGGCUCGGCGCAACUACAAAGUCCAAUCGCAGGGGAAGGACGUCGAGUCAGAAGAAGCCCACAAAGCAGCCCACUGUCCUGCCAACGAAAGGGAGGAGACGGAGAGUAGCGACGACAGCUCCACACAGUAUUCCAUUCACCCGCCCCUAGACUUCCCCUAUUUCCUGCUACUUCAGGGCCACAGUUACAGACAGGAUUUUGUCAUUUAUCCAUUGAAUGGGAAGAAUACGGUGUUCGGCCGCUGCGACGAGCAAACCCACAGGCAGAAUGAGUCAAAGGCCUCUGAUGUACUGCUCUGGGCUGAUGAUAUUCUGCUCCAACACUGUUGCGUGUGGCGCCUGGACGUCAGACCAAGCUCUGAGCAGGGACAAAGCAGUAGGAGAGGAGGUUGCAUUACAGUACUGGAACCCUAUCAUGGUGCCUUGGUCAGAAAGAAUGGAGUUACCAUCAGCCAGGAGGCUGAGCUGCAGUCUGGGGAUAUUAUAGGCUUGGGCGACCACUACCUUUUUAUGUUCAAAGAUCCCACUGCUUCAGCGAUGGAGGCCUCUCCAGCUGUGUCCGUACCCUGCCUCACUGUGAGGUCUGGUUCUCACAGGAGACCUUCGCUCUGUAAAACAUGUGUCUUAUCUCUGUCUGAGACCCCAGGGGAGACCUGUGCUUUGGGAAAAGCCUUGCCCUGUCUCAGAGACAGUGAGGGGAGAGAGCUCAUCGUAGUGUAUGAUCCGGAAUAUGAGCCAGAGGUCCUGAAGAAUAUCUUUACCAUGGAGAACCAGCGCCAUGAAGCGCACAGUCUGACAACGUCUUUUCUGCUGUGUUUAUGUCUUCAGCGGUCUGUCACGCAUUUCCAAACAGCUGACCUUCGGCGACUUAUUUUAAAUGCGGCUAAUGACGUUCAGAUAGCUGUAUGGGAAAAGGCUAAGGAGCUUGCAGCUAUUCAGCCUGAAAUUGCCAAUGACGGUAGCAUGGACACAGAAGGGCUGCAACCACUGACGAUGGAGAAGUUGAUCCCUGGCCUGCAGCCUUUGGUCCUGUGGAUGGCUAACUCCAUUGAACUACUUCAUUUUAUACAACAGGAGGUGCCUCUUCUGCUUCAUGGAAUCUCCCAAGAGGAAGAGGAAGAGGAGGAAGACUGUAUGGCUGUGCUGGAGUUGCGCUUGUCUUCUAUUCGAUCAGCCAGUGAAGAAGCCAUGACUGUCCUGGAGGAGGUCAUUAUGUUUACCUUCCAACAAUGUGUUUAUUACCUCACCAAGAUCCUGUACCCUGUGCUUCCAGGCCUGUUGGACAGUAACCCUUUCUCAGAGAGUGGUCAGCUGCAGGUCCCAGAGGAUGUUGGCAUUGUCCUGGACAUAUUUAAAGAGACGCUGCAACUGCUCAAAGAUUGUCAUGUACACCCGGACGCUUCCAUGCAACUUUUCACCUAUCUCUUCUUCUUCAUCAAUGCUUUUCUCUUCAAUCUGCUUAUGGAAAGAGGUUCAGGAGGGACCUUUUUCCACUGGUCUCGUGGGGUUCAGAUCAGGGCUAAUUUAGACCUACUGAUGGACUGGUCACAUGGUGCAGGUCUCGGAGAUAUUGCGCAAGGAUUCCUCCUCAAACUCUCCUCUGCCAUCAACUUGCUGGCCAUGCCUAAAGAAAACCUGUUACAGGCAUCCUGGGGCUCCUUAAGGACUGAGUUUGCCUUGUUGAACCCAGCUCAGCUACACCACAUGUUGAGAGAGUACAACCCACGGCGUUCAUGCCCCUCUGCCUGGACUCCAUCCACUGAUGAAGCCAGCGCCGCCCUCAGAACCAGUGACAUCUUGGAGAGUUUCGACAACCAUCCUCCCCUUAACCUGCCCCUUAACGGUUUUUUUCUGGAACUGAAGAGGCCUAUCAAUGAAGCUAGUUUACUAACUGAGCUCUUCAGGCUUCAGGAGUUUAUCAAAAGCCUCUCUGUUACCGAGUCAGAAGUAAACAUGGCGGAACCUCCUCAGCUAGACUCUCCAAUGCCAAUGGAAGCCAAACUCACCAAAAUAGAAGUUCUCCCAAAAGCACAAUUGGAACUGAGUCACACAGAGAUUGUUUUGCCUCAAGACGCUGACUCAUCAUGUUCUGUCGGAACAAGUGGUCUGGGCUCCUGUGAAGCCAUCCUGGCCCAAAAGCUUAGGAGUCUUGAACUUCAGAAGAAAGAGCCAGACUACAGUGGUCCUAAGCGCUCAGCCUUGGACCCUUCGUGUUUGCUCACCCCCCCAAAUACACCGCAAAGUAUGGAGUUACUGGACUCAGAGUCGGACCAACAAAAGCUUGGUGCUCAGCACCAUCAUGUUGGCAACAGCCUGGAUACAUUCAAGCAAGAGGAAGGUGAUAGCGGUUGACUUGAGCUUCCAGGAGAAGAGGUGUUCACAGUGGAAUUACAGAGGGGGAGAAAUGGACUAGGCUUGGCUCUUGUAAAUGGAGCGGAAACGCCACUUAAAAUAAGCGGCAUUUACAUCAAGUCAGUAAUACCUGAGUCUCCUGCAGCGAUGUGCAGCAGACUGAGUCCAAGUGAUCGUAUACUAGCAGUCAAUGGACUCAGCUUGGUGAAUGUCGACUACCAUAUCGGCAGAGAAAUCAUUCAGAAAUCAGGAGACAGGCCUCGGUUAUUGGUUGCUAGGUCUAAAUGCACAAGCAAGGACAUGAUGCCAAACCUCUGA
Messenger RNA from Chanos chanos (milkfish), 3525 nucleotides. RefSeq names its product Ras association and DIL domains 2b (gene radil2b). The transcript is spliced from 16 exons. The record is from RefSeq and is a predicted model, not a curated record. Gene Ontology annotation, biological process: negative regulation of Rho protein signal transduction; signal transduction; regulation of GTPase activity. NCBI's taxonomy places the organism in Eukaryota, Metazoa, Chordata, Actinopteri, Gonorynchiformes, Chanidae. Gene Ontology annotation, molecular function: GTPase binding. Gene Ontology annotation, cellular component: cell-cell junction.